AUGUCGACUGUGAAUAAUAACCCUACCGUAGCGUCGGUUUUCGACGAUUGCAACAACACAAUGGAGGCGAUCGAGAAUGAUUUUUCGUGUCGGCCGCCCGGCAAAAACAACAAGAUUUCUAGACGAAAAAAGCUAACCUUAACACCGGAACUAAAACGAUUAUCAUUUGGUUCCAUAAAGACACAGUGUUCUUUAAGUGAUUCAAGAUUCAUUUGUUUAAAUGGCUUCCAAUAUUUGAAAAACAAAGAGAUUACGUUAGAAGAAAACAUGGAGCUCAUUAGUGAAAACAUAUUAGUAGAAAGAAAAUAUUUCCAAGAGGUUGUUGACAGUUUACUAAGCCAAGUUGUACAGCUGGAAGAAAAUAUUGACUUGAAAACAGUCGAGAUUGAAAACUUGCAACUGUACAAUUCAGAAAAAUUGAAAAUUAUUAACUCGCUUACAAUGGCGCUUAAUGAAACUAAGUGGAAGCGUGACACCAUGCAACAGUUUUGUGAAGAACAUGCUCCAAAUGUACUUUAUAAAAGUAUGAUGUUAGUCAGUUGUGUUUUGGAUAAAAUAUCCGUUUUUAAAUCUAAUCAGGAUAAACUACAUUCGUGUUUAAUCAAUUUGGAAGAAAAUUGUCCGUUAGUUAAAGCAGUCAAACAGCUCAAAUCUGGUUGUGACAAAUGUAUUAGUGUCAUCGAGAAAGCUACUAUCAGAGAGCUGUCUUACGCAUUAAUGAAUGAAAAAGAUUUUAAUGGCACAAUAAAACACACCAUUUACAAUCUACAAAAUUUCCUAUUCAAUGCACCACUUGACUGUAAUUCUGCCGUUGAAAAGAUCGGUUUGUUGAAAAUCACUCAGGAUGGUGAACAUAAUUUAGAGAAUAUGAUUGCAUUAUGGGAAUUGGUGAAGGAUAUGUUCCAGAAACAUCAAUACUUGACAAAUAAAAUAAUUUCACUCAACAUGCAGAAAAUUGGUUUGAAGUUACAACUUGAUGAAAUGGAAAAUAAUAGGAAGGAGCUUGAACUAAAGGCUAUGACAGAAAUCAAAGUUGUAGAGAAAAAAGAAGAAUUAUUAAAUCAAAAUGAAUCGAUGAUUCAACAACAUUGGGAUGAAAUGGAUACUAGUCAAGAAAUAGUUAUGCAAACUCAAAGAGCUCAAGAUAUUGAUCAAGAAUUAGAAGAUCUUCAAAUAGAAUAUCACAGUCACGACAAAUAUAACAGACAAUUGAAAACAGAUUUGUGUCAUCUUGAAAAUGAAUUGGCCGAGUAUCAGCUCAAAUGUAAUCAAAUGGAAAUUGAAAACAAAAAAAUUGAAACUGAGAAAAUUAACAUUUUAGAAGCAUAUGCCAAAUCUUGGGGACAUUACAAUGAUAAACAAAAGAUCAAAUACACAGGGAGGCUUAUAAAAGACAUAGACUCCAUUACGCAGGAAAUUAAAUCAUUAGAAAUGGAUUUUGAAAAACAAGUACAUAACAUUACAUCUACUGUUCGAACUCCGGUCUUUAGUAAAACUCAAACAAAGUCCGAGAAAACAACACGGUCAUAUGGAGUUAUUGAUACAUACAAACGGCCAAACAAAAGUUUGUUUCGGGAAGGUGUUGUCCGUAAUUUACGUUACUAA
Molecule: messenger RNA, 1605 nt
Organism: Macrosiphum euphorbiae (potato aphid)
Lineage: Eukaryota; Metazoa; Arthropoda; Insecta; Hemiptera; Aphididae
Source: the annotation of a GenBank genome assembly